CUCGUCCUCUUGGUCCAGCCUUUUCCUCCCUUUGCCAGAGAGCCCGAGCCAGAGAGAGAGAGCCACGCCAUGCCUCCUGCCUUCCUCCUGCUUCUCCUCUCCUUCCUCUCCUCCUUUUCCUCCUUCUCUAAUUCUUCCUCUCCUCCUCCUUCUUCCUUCUCCGCCGAGCAGCGCUGCUUCUGCCAGGUGACGGGGCAUCUAGACGACUGCACCUGCGAUGUCGAGACGAUCGACGCCUACAACAAUGGCAAGGUUUUCCCCCGGCUGCAGAAACUCCUCGAAAGCGAUUAUUUCCGAUAUUACAAGGUUAAUCUACAGAAGCCGUGUCCUUUCUGGAGCGACAACAGCCACUGCGGGAUCAGAGACUGUGCCAUCAAGCCUUGUCCAACGGAUGAGGUCCCUGGUGGGAUUCGAUCUGAGAGUUAUAAGUAUUCCGAAGAGGCCAACACUUUGGCCGAUGACGACUGCGAAAAAGCAGAGAGACUGGGAGCUGUGGACGCAUCAUUGAGUGAAGAAACUGCCCUUGCUGUGAUCCGUUGGACCCGACAUGAUGAUUCUGAAGACAGCUUUUGUGAAGCUGACGACAUUCAGUCUCCUGAAGCAGAAUAUGUGGAUUUGCGGAUCAAUCCGGAGCGCUACACCGGCUACAAAGGGCCUGAAGCCUGGAAGGUUUGGAACAGCAUUUACGAAGAGAACUGUUUCAAGCCACAGUCCAUAAAAAGGCCUUUAAAUCCAUUGAUCUCAAGCAAAGCAACUGGAAAAAAUGAAGGGGAUAUGUUUUACAACUGGCUGGAAGGCCUCUGCGUGGAGAAGAGGGCUUUCUACAAGCUCAUUUCUGGGCUCCAUGCCAGCAUUAACAUCCAUCUCAGCGCCAGGUAUCUCCUGAAAGACACCUGGGCUGAGAAGCAGUGGGGACACAACGUCACCGAGUUCCAGCAGCGCUUUGACGAAGUCCUGACUCAAGGGGAGGGUCCCCGGAGGCUGAAGAACCUCUACUUCAUCUACCUGAUCGAGUUGAGGGCCCUCUCCAAGGUCCUGCCCUUCUUCCAGCGCCCGGACUUCCAGCUCUUCACCGGGGACGCAGCGCAAGACGCAAAGACCAAGCAGCUCCUCCUGGAGAUCCUACACUUGGCCAAAUCUUUCCCUUUGCACUUUGAUGAAAAUUCCUUUUUUGCUGGAAAACAAAGAGAAGCUGCCAAAUUGAAGGAAGAAGUUAGGCUCCAUUUUAGGAAUAUUUCAAGGAUUAUGGACUGCGUUGGGUGCAUUAAGUGCCGCCUUUGGGGGAAGCUCCAGACUCAGGGUUUGGGAACGGCGUUGAAGAUCCUUUUCUCCGAGCGACAGAUCGAAAACCUGGCAGAAAAGGGCCCUUCGCCCAAAUUCCAGCUGACGAGGCAGGAAAUCGUGUCUCUCUUCAAUGCGUUUGGAAGGAUUUCAACCAGCAUUAAAGAACUGGAGAAUUUCAGAAACCUCUUGCGACCUCUACAAUGAAAAAGAUCGGUUCCCUUGUUGUGCACAGACGAGUCUCAGAGGCGUUUUCGGCCGACCUGAGCAUCGGGAUUUCCUCCGUUUUGGCAAGGAAGGCUUCCCAAAUCCUGUGAUGAUCUCCAGCUUAUAAGAUGAUGCUUAGUUUAGUGUCGGCUAAAAUCCUCAGCCAAGUCUGACUUUCCAGGCAAAUGGAUCCGGCAUCCUGUUUCCUUGAAUCCCGAUGUGGUCUUACUUGGCGGAAAUCAACCCAGCUUUCACUGUUCUCAGGGAGUGCCUUCUGCUUAAAAAUAGAUUCAACGAAGCCCAGACUAUCACGUGUUGCAAUGAUAGUGGUCCUCUGUUUUAGGGGGAUUUGGGGGAACGCACCAUUUGAUGCUGACUUUGUGGCCAGUUUGUUGUAUUUAUUAUGGCAGAACAUCAUUCACAAACCCCAAAUUAUGGGAAUGACAGGCAGAUGUCACAAAACCCACACAAAGUACAGGUUGAGCACCCCAUAUCCGGAAUCCCAGAAUCUUGAAAUUGUCCAUUGGAGUGGUUGCUUUUGGAUGGUUCGGAAUCUCCAAAUUUAUGCACCAAAAAUUAUUUAAAAUAUUGCUGAUAAAAUUACAUGCAGGCAUGGGCCAACUUGGGCCCUCCAGGUGUUUUGGACUUCAACUCCCACCAUUCCUGACAGCCGGUAGGCUGUUAGGAAUGGUGGGAGUUGAAGUCCAAAACAUCUGGAGGGCCCAAGUUGGCUCAUGCCUGCUGUAAGGUGUCUAUUGUACAAAUAUGCAAAUAUAGAUAAACCCAAAUCCCAAACUUCUUUGGGUUCCCUUGACCCUCCAGCGUGACACUACGAUCAGCUUCCUUAGAGAGGUAUUCUCUUGGGUUAAAAAUAAAGAUAUUUUUAUUCCA
Anolis carolinensis (green anole) is the source of this 2379-nucleotide messenger RNA. RefSeq names its product endoplasmic reticulum oxidoreductase 1 alpha (gene ero1a). Bases 70 to 1488 code for a protein of 472 amino acids. The record is from RefSeq and is a predicted model, not a curated record. Gene Ontology annotation, molecular function: FAD binding; thiol oxidase activity; protein-disulfide reductase activity. Gene Ontology annotation, biological process: protein folding in endoplasmic reticulum. Gene Ontology annotation, cellular component: endoplasmic reticulum; endoplasmic reticulum membrane. NCBI's taxonomy places the organism in Eukaryota, Metazoa, Chordata, Lepidosauria, Squamata, Anolidae. The transcript has 16 exons.